This is a messenger RNA of Pseudopodoces humilis (Tibetan ground-tit), 2931 nucleotides long. NCBI's taxonomy places the organism in Eukaryota, Metazoa, Chordata, Aves, Passeriformes, Paridae. The record is from RefSeq and is a predicted model, not a curated record.
AUGGAAACAACGGGUGAAGAAACAGCUGACAAUCCAGAGCCUAAAAAAUGUGAGACAGAUUCUUCAGUCCAAUCUUCAUCUAUCUCAGAGAAAAAUUCAUGCAAAAGGAAUAAAAGACAGAGAUAUGGAGUCCCCAGCAGUGAUUCCCUUUCCAGUUCUGAUGAUGAUGAUGAUGAGGAGGAUUUUGAAAUACCGAACAAGAAGAGAAAUAUAAGGAGCUUUCAGAAGUUUGCCUCAACGGGGGUUGACAAGGAUACCGUGAAAAUUGAAGGAAGUCUGGCUGGUGUGGAGCACAUGCAAAUAGAUGGUUCAGUACAAUUUGAUGCCGUGGGUGGUCUUUCUGACCACAUUUCAUCUUUAAAAGAGAUGGUCAUUUUUCCAUUGCUUUAUCCUGAAAUCUUUGAGAGAUUGAAAAUUGAACCUCCAAGAGGCUGUCUAUUCUAUGGCCCUCCAGGGACGGGAAAGACACUGCUUGCUCGUGCACUUGCUAAUGAAUGCAGUCAAGGUAACACGAGAGUAACCUUUUUUAUGAAAAAAGGUGCUGAGUGCCUGAGUAAAUGGAUAGGAGAAUCUGAACGACAGCUUCGUUUAUUAUUUGAGCAGGCCUACAAGAUGCGACCUUCAAUUAUUUUCUUUGAUGAGAUUGAUGCUUUGGCUCCCGUACGGUCCGAUAAACAAGACCAAAUUCAUAGCUCUGUUGUGGGGACACUUCUGGCACUUAUGGAUGGCUUAGCCAGCAGAGGAGAGGUUGUGGUAAUAGGAGCCACCAACAGACUGGAUUCUAUAGAUCCUGCUUUACGAAGACCUGGGCGCUUUGAACGAGAAUUCCGCUUCAGUUUGCCAAACAAAGAGGCAAGAAAAGAAAUUUUCAAAAUUCACACACGUGACUGGAACCCAAAGCCGUCAGACAACUUACUUGAAGUGCUGGCUGAAGAAUGUGUUGGAUACUGUGGUGCUGAUAUUAAAGCCUUAUGUGCUGAAACUGGUCUCUGUGCUUUGCGGCAUCGCUAUCCUCAGCUAUAUCAAAGCAGAGAGAGACUGCAGAUAAACAUGGAUUCAGUUAAAAUAAAAGCAAAUUAUUUUUCCAUUGCUAUGAUGAAGACUGUUCCAGCUUCACAGAGGGUCGUGCCUUCUCCUGGGAGAGCACUAUCAGCUAUUUCAAAGCCACUGUUAGAAAACACACUGGAAAGGAUUUUACAAACCUUGCAGAGAGUAUUUCCCCAUGCAGAGCUUGCACUAAAGAGAGACCACCAUCAAGGAAAUUAUGUGGUUGACAGUGAUGAGGAGUCACCAUCAAUCUCUGAAGAGAAGCCGAGUCAUGAAACACCUGAUUGCAAAAAGGCAGAAUUCCGCAAUUUCAGCAGAAAUCCUCGUGACCAUCCAACAUCUUACAGGCCACGGUUCUUACUAAUUGAAGAGCCAGGAUCUGGGCAAGCUUCUGAUUUGGCAGCUGCAGUAAUACAUUCUCUGGAAAAGUUUCCAAUUUAUACACUAGAUACACCAACUUUGUUUGCUAGCACAUCACCAGAUGAAACAUGUGUACAGUUGAUGCGAGAAGCUCAAAGAUCAGCACCGAGUAUCCUAUAUGUCCCACAAAUUCCCUCAUGGUGGGACACUGUUGGACCUACACUGAGAUCUGUUUUUAUAGCACUACUGCAGAGCAUCCCAAGGUUUACUCCAGUUUUACUCCUUGCAACAUCUAAUGUACAACUGAGAGAUCUCCCAGAAGAGAUAAAAACAUUGUUUAAUAAUGAAUAUGAAGAAGUUUUCAGAAUCCCGCGUCCUACCUGUGUUGAGAGAAGACAUUUUUUUGAGGACUUAGUUAUGAAGCAAGCUGCUCAACCUCCUGCAUUAAAAAACAAGACAACUUGCCGGCCUUUGGAAGUCCUGCCUGUAGCACCAUCACCACCACCUCGAAAACUGACAGAAGAAGAAAUAAGACAGAUAGAAGAGCAGGAAGAGGAUACAUUGUGUGAACUUAGGAUUUAUUUAAGAGAUGUGGCUGAAAGACUUGUCAUUGACAAACGUUUCAAAGCAUUUACAAAGCCCAUUGACUCAGAGGAGGCACCCAGUUACAAGGCUGCUAUUAAACGUCCGAUGGACCUCUCGACAGUUCUCUCUAAGAUAGACAUGCACCAGUACUUAACUGCAAGAGAUUUUCUAAAGGACAUCGAUCUAAUCCGUAGCAAUGCUUUAAAGUACAAACCAAACAGAGGGCCUGCAGAUCACCUGAGGCACAAAGCUUGUAUUUUGAGUGAUACUGCAUAUUCCAUAGUGAGGCAUGAAAUGGAUGAAGGUUUUGAGCAACGCUGCCAAAGAAUUAAAGAAUCUCGUAAGGAAAGAGAUAAGUUGAAAAGAAAAUGGAAAAUGAAGGAAGACUCUUCAAGUAUCGCAGUAAAGAGGGCGAAUGUUCAGUUUGCAUCCUCCCAGGACAGUCCUAUGGAAGGACAUGAAAAUGUACUUCAAGGACAACAGAAUGGGACAGAAAAUGAAAGCGAGAGAGAGACCCUUGUGGCUAAAUCCCCUGCUGAAGAAAAAAGUGUCGUGCUUCCUGAAUGUUCAGACUUAAGAGAGGAGAGUGAAAUGCCGGAUUGCCAAAUAUCCAAAACUUCUGAAGAUGCAGGUUUGAAUGUUCCAGAUUCACAAGUACAUCAUACAACUUAUGUGGGACAUUCUCAGGUGGAUGAGCAACCACGAGUAUGUGACGGGAAAGAAAAGAAUAUUCACGCACGGGAGGUGUUUGUGAAUUACUCUGAGCUCAGACAAGUGCUGGAUUUGGUCAUUGUUGCAACUGAGAAUGUCAGUAUAUCUCGCAUGGAAAGACUAUAUGCUCUUCUUAGCCAGUGCAUUUACCGACAUCGGGAAGAUGACGACAAAACUGAAUUAGUGAAGGCAAUGAAGAAAGAAAUUUCAACAUUAAGUUAUCUGUGA